Motacilla alba alba is the source of this 2948-nucleotide messenger RNA. RefSeq names its product octapeptide-repeat protein T2-like. The record is from RefSeq and is a predicted model, not a curated record. Lineage: Eukaryota; Metazoa; Chordata; Aves; Passeriformes; Motacillidae. Bases 67 to 1161 code for a protein of 364 amino acids. The transcript has 7 exons.
ACGGGGCAGUCGCCAUGGCAACGGGGCGGCCGGGCCUGGGGCGGGAGAAGCGGAAAAAGGUCGCCGAUGGCCGAGCCCCGCCCGGGCCCUCCCAGUGCUCCCAGUACCUCCCAGUGCCGCCAGUUUCCCCUUCCCAGCGCUCCCAGUAACCCCCAGUGCUCCCAGUUGCCCCCUCCCAGUCUGGAGGGGCUCAUUCCCCCCUCCCACUUUGUGCUGCGCCCCAGGUCCCUGGGGGUGGAGCUUGAGGCAGAAAGGGGGCGUGUCCAUGAAUUGGAGGUGGAGCUGAAAGCACUGAGGGGGCGGAGCCAAGACCUGGAAGUGGAGCUUGAGGCAGAAAGGAGGCGGAGCAAACACCUGGAGGCGGAGCUUGAGGCUGAAAGGAGGCGGAGCAAACACCUGGAGGCGGAGCUUGAAGCAGAAAAGAGGCGGAGCCAACACUUGGAGGCAGAACUUAAGUCAGAAAGGGGGCGGAGCCAAGCACUGGGGGUGGAACUCGAUGCCCUGAAGGGGCGUGGCCAGCGGUUGGAGGCAGAGCUGGAGGCAGAAAAGGGGCGGAGCCAAAUCCUGGAGAUGGAGCUGGACACCCUGAGGGGGCGGGGCCUUGGCCCAGAGGGGGCGGAGCCAAGCCCAGAGCAGGUGCUGCUGGGCCGCUGGCGCCAGAAGGUUUUCCAGCUGCUGCUGCAGGUGAGGCUGCAGCAGGGCCAGGAGCUGCGGCUGCAGGGACAGGUGCGCUCCCUGGGUGCUGCAGUGGCCGCCGGGUCCCGCCAGGUGUCGCUGCUGGAGCUGCGGCUGCGCCAGGGGGAGCAGGAGAGACAGCGCGGUGGCCCCGGAGGUGACAUCGGAGAAGGUGAGGGGGCGGCACCGAGGGAACACUGGGGGUGGCUCUGUCCCCAGGGUGUCACCCCCGUGUCCCCCCCAGGCCACCAAGGGUGGGGACAGGACCCGGCCACGCCCAGGCACAGUGUCCCUGGCCCCGUUGGUGAUGCAGCUCCAGGCCCUCGGUGCCGCCAUCCUCGGGGACACUGGGGACAUCGGGGACCCCGCAGUGCCAGCGCCCCCGUGGGGACACCGGUGACAUCAUCGGGGACACAGGUGACAUCAUCAGGGAGCGGUGGCACUGCGGGGACAGAGAUGACAUCACUGUGGUGGUGGUGGUGGUGAUGUCACUGUGGUGAUGUCGAUGACGUCACUAUGAUGGUGAUGAUGUCACAGCUCUGUCCCAGCCCUGGCUCGGUGUCACUUUGUCCCGGCCCAGCCCCGAUGUCCCCAAGCCACCACGACCAUCCCAGAGGGUCCCCAAAGAGUCCCUGACGUCCCCAAGGAGGUUCUUUGGUGUCCCCAACCCCCCGCAAUGCCCUCCAGAUGUCCCAGGAAUGUCCCCAGUUCCCCCAAGGUGUCCCCGGGGUGUCCCCAACCCCUCCCAGUGUCCCCAAGAGCCCCCAAACUGUCCCCAACCCUCUGCAAAGUGUCCCCAAAGGUGCCCCCAGUGCCACCCACCCUGCCUGGUACAGCCUGGGGACAGACACGGGGACAACUCUGGGGACAGCCCAGUCCCUCCCAGUCCCUCCCAGUUCGGGGUCCUGAGGAGCCGUUGGGUCCUGGCAGGGUCAAUUAGAGUCCCCGACGGCCCCACGCCCAUCCCAGAGGGGUCCCAGUGUCCCCAAGGGGUCCCAGUGUCCCCAGGAGGUCCCUGCUGUCCCCAAGGUCCCCCAGUCUCUCCCACCCCACCCCAAUCCCGGGUUUUAUUCCCUUUUUUACCUUUUCCCGCUCCUGUUGCCAUGGCGACCGCCCGUUCCCAUCCCCAUGGCAACGCUGCUCCCGCCCCUUCUGCAUCGCCAUUGGCUGCUGCGCCCCGCCCUGAGAGCGCUGAUUGGCUGAGAGCGGCAGAGGGCGGGAACAAAAACCCGGAAGCGUCUUCCCCCGUUGCCGUAGACACCCCGUUCGUGCGUUCCCAUGGUAACAGAAAUCCCGCCCCUCCUGUGCUGCCAUUGGCUGCUGUGCUCGGGAACGAGAGCGCUGAUUGGCUGGAUGUGGAUGGGGCGGGGCUAAACGCGAAACUGGGCCCAGAGCAGUACAGACUGAACUGGGAACUGGGAUAAACUGGGAACUGGGCCUGAACCAGUACAGACUGAACUGGGAACUGGGAUAAACUGGGAACUGGGCCUGAACCAGUACAGACUGAACUGGGAACUGGGAUAAACUGGGAACUGGGCCUGAACCAGUACAGACUGAACUGGGAACUGGGCCCAAACCAGUACAGACUGAACUGGGAACUGGGCCUGAAACAGUACAGACUGAACUGGGAACUGGGCCUGAACCAGUACAGAAUAAACUGGGAACUGGGAUAAACUGGGAACUGGGCCCAAACCAGUACAGAAUGAACUGGGAACUGGGCCCGAACCAGUACAGACUGAACUGGGAACUGGGAUAAACUGGGAACUGGGCCCGAACCAGUACAGACUGAACUAGGAGUGAUCCCAAACCAGUACAGGGUCUAAACUGGGAACUGGGAUGAGCUGGGACCAGUGCCUGAGCUGGGAGCAGAGCCCUGAACUGGUCUGGGAGCCACAGUGAUCACUCACAGACCCAGCACUGGUUCAUACUGGUUUGUACUAGUUCAUACUGGUCUGUAUUGCUCCAUAGUGAUUUAUACUGGUCUGUACUGGUUUGUACUGGUUCAUACUGGUCCAUACUGGUCCAUCCUGUCACUGGCUGUACUCCGGCCUCCCUGUGUGUUUCCUGUGCUCUCCCAGUGGUGUCUGAGCUGCAAGAAGCACUGGUGGCAGUGGCCACAGGGCUGCAGCAUGAGGUCAGUGGGAAUGGCCGCAGGGGAACGGCCGCAGCCCGAGGGUCAGCAGGAAUGGCUUCAGGGGAACGGCCGCAGCCCGAGGGUCAGCAGGAAUGGCUUCAGGGGAACGGCCGCAGCCCGAGGGUCAGCAGGAAUGGCU